Penicillium samsonianum is the source of this 1038-nucleotide messenger RNA. RefSeq lists its product as uncharacterized. Bases 1 to 1038 code for a protein of 345 amino acids. The record is from RefSeq and is a predicted model, not a curated record. NCBI's taxonomy places the organism in Eukaryota, Fungi, Ascomycota, Eurotiomycetes, Eurotiales, Aspergillaceae. The transcript has 2 exons.
AUGUCAAACCAUCUAUUCUGCUGCACCACCAUCCAACCCACCAAAUUCCCAAACACCGAACACGAGCAAACUUUCACCGAAUUCACCAAAUGGGCCCUGACAGUAAUCGGCAAUCUAACAGGAUCCACCGAUCCCUCCGAAGCAAGCGUCUGCAUCCAACUCGUGCGACAAGUCACCAACGGGCCCAUAGAAUCUAUUCGGUAUUUCGUCGCAAGUGACAAGCACGGGAAUUUUGAGGAAGUCUCCGAAGAUGGGAUUGUGGAUGCGAAUUUCGUGAAGAUGGAUGAAUGCAAAACCUUCCACUGCAACCAACACAACCGAGUAUUCGAUCUCAACCUCUACGAACCAAGCACGGGGAGCUCGCGUCGAUGGCGAGCCAGUAUAGCGAAACCGCUCAAGCAGCUUGAGAAUGCAAUCAAGCACAAGAUAUCCGGCUCUGGAUCUGGUUCUGGGUCGAGGUCAGUGUCGGGAUCGAGGUCAGUGUCAGGAUCAAGAUCUGUGCUUGGAUCAAUGGGGUCUGGCGUGGGACAUAGAGCUAGCUCAGGCUAUGGAUACGGAACCGGGAUGGGAUACGGCUCUGCAUGGGGAUCUAACUUGGGAUCUGGUUGUGGACCGAACUGGGGGACUGGGAGUUCGACGGUUUUUGAUAAGCAUGUGGCGUCUUCGACUGCUGUUGAGACUGGGUCUAGUGAUUCUGAUAAUGAUGGAGAAGAUCAAAACAAAGACCAAGAUCAAGACCAGGACCAAGAGGAUGGGAUAUCCCGGCCUGACGAUGGGACUGAAGAUACCAACCAAGAUUCCGACAAAGACCAGCCUGUGUCGUCUUCGCCUACAUUUGACACCGAGGUAACUCGAGAUGAAGACGCACGGUCGUACUCGCCUCCAUGUGAGACCCAGGUUACUUUCCGUGACGAAGGUAGUGUGAGUCAGAGCUACUUGGAUACCGAGGACUAUGGGUGUUACUAUUCUGGGGGGACUUCUGAUGAUUAUAGAAGCUAUGACUGCGGUGGAGGGGACAAUAACUUCUUAUAUGACUAG